Diabrotica virgifera virgifera (western corn rootworm) is the source of this 24212-nucleotide messenger RNA. RefSeq names its product pecanex-like protein 1. NCBI's taxonomy places the organism in Eukaryota, Metazoa, Arthropoda, Insecta, Coleoptera, Chrysomelidae. The record is from RefSeq and is a predicted model, not a curated record. The transcript is spliced from 25 exons. Gene Ontology annotation, cellular component: endoplasmic reticulum; membrane. The coding region runs from base 240 to 7148 and encodes 2302 amino acids. Gene Ontology annotation, biological process: endoplasmic reticulum organization.
GGUGUAUGUUUCCAAAAAAUACUAGUGAAUUUGUUGUAAUUUCUUAUCUACUAAAUUUUGCAGUAAGAAAGAGUGACAAUUGUUAAAUAAAUAAUGGUAGUAUGCUUCAUAUCAACCAACUGUGAUAACCUGGGAAGUAAUCGUUGUUAUGGAUCCAUUUUGGAGAAAGUAUUGUAGAUUAGUGUAAGGUAUAGAGCAAAUGUAGCAAAAAUGAACAUUACGCAGUUAUUAAUUUUAAAAUGAUAGAAGAAACCCAAAUGGGAUCGCAAACGUUGGAGAUUCUUAGACAAGGAGUAUGGGCCUCGCUGACUGGUGGAUGGUUUUAUGACCCACACCAGGAUGUCUUCUGUAACACUUUUCAUUUGUAUGUUUGGUUAUAUCUCUUGUGUGUCCCCUUUUGUAUCUAUGUGUAUUUUCCACCAUCAUGGACUGUUUGGUAUUUUUAUUGUGGAUCUGUAACAGUGGGUCUAACAAUAUUGAAAUUAGUUAACUAUGGCCUGCAUCAUAUGUAUGAUACCAAAGAAUGUAUACAGGAAGAAGUUGAGGAUGUGCCCCAAGACUUAAAAAAGGAGGAAGAAGGUAUAGAGUUGCAGAUAAUACCAAGCAAAUCAUCCGGCCAGACUAAUAGAACAGGAACAAAACUAACCCACCUGCAUGAUCUAGAAUUUGGUCCAUUGCAUAGUACUGAUGCUGAAAGCCUAGAGUCUGAUUUCCAUCAAUUAGAAUACACCGAAGGAGCCUGUAAGCCUACUAGUACCAUAGAUUUAAAAGCUGAAGUACAUAGAAAAAACUCAUCAGAAAGCAGUGAUGAUAUACCUAGCGUCCCCACUGAUUUGAUGCCUAUCAACUCAGAACUACCAGAAAAGCGUAAAGUCAGAUAUUCAGACCGGCGUCCCAAACACCAGCGCUCCAAGACAGACAGUUACGUCACUUUCGUGAAAGAAGACAAAAAACUAGAUUCUGAAACUGACGGACAAGGACACGGGAUGCUUAUAAGACAGCGCACCUCACUGCAGAGUGUGGAAUCCGAACACGGAUCUACAAAUUUUGGUCAGAUGGAAAGUUCGGGAAGAAGGCAUUCCAAUUUCACGAGUUUAAGUUUCUUGCCGUCCACAGUUCAAGUUGAUAUUAAACCUACAGGUUCCCUCGAAUUAGGUUAUAUAGACAAAAAUCCCAACCAACCACUUACCUCUGAAGGGUUUUAUUUCAAGCCUACUGUAAUGGGAGUGAGAAGAAUUCGUUCUACAGUUCUGGAAUCGUGUUGUCCACCCCCACCUCUAGAUGUACAUCCCAACAGUUUAGAAAUACUCAGCGGCAAAAGUUUGACGAAAAAUCCUCUUCCUCCACCCAGUUCUAGUCUCACUCGGAACCAACACCUAAACCUGUGUCCUUAUUAUGGUUCCGAGAUAGUUUACCCCAUAGCAGAACAGUCAGAUGAACAUCAAACUUCCCACGGUCCAGACACUGACGUAGAGAGCAUGGAACGACGUUCUGAUUCAGAUUGCGAGGAAAUCGACCAAGGUAGUCAUAGCCCCCUCAUGUACAUUAAACCCAAAAAACCGAAAAGUGUGCCUUACUCCCUCAACGACGAGAAGUACCACCAAACUGCGAAGCUAUCUUCCACGAAAUCCGUCAUAGCGCCCGUUCAAUAUCAGCACAGCUCCAAAACCAAUACCAACUCCAAAGAUCGACUUCUGGAAAAUAACGACAACUCCAAUUCCAGUACUACACCCGACAUGCAGGAUGCUAGGACUGAUUUCUAUAACACAGAUAACGACGUCAGCGAUAAAAAUUUGUCUUUCAGCAACUCUAGCAUGGAACUGGACGAUAAUAGAGCUGCCUGUAUAUAUCCUAUUGCCGCUGUUGAGGAAAAGAUCGAUAAACAGUUAAAGAGGAAGCCCAAAGAACUCGAAAGAGUAGUCAAAACCGAAGAAGAACAACCUACGGUAGUAGUGAGAAAGAAGAGAAUCGCCAGGACGAGAAGAAGAGCAUUUAGCGACGACCAACAGGGGAAGUUGAAGUGCCAACAUCAGGGAAAAUUUUCUAGUACAGAGCCUUUAAAGAGGGAUUCCGAAUGGUGUAGUACGACGACGGUGUCUCUGGAGCACGAUGUCAGCAAAGUCCUGCAAGACAACGUUCCAUCCACUAGCAGUUUGGGCGCCAUACCAAAGAAAACAAGACUGGCUUCGAGGGACCCUUCUAAUUCCAUAGCCAGGAAACUACCAAAGAGUGAAUCUGAAAAAUGUAGCGUUUGUCGAUGUAAACCAUCUAGGUUAGACAGGGAGAGAAACAAACCUAUGAAAGAGAACAAAGUGACCCAAACACAGAUGAGGCAUUCAGAAAGCUUAAGUCCGGUAGAGGGUUUGGAAUGCGUUAUAUAUUCACCACCUUUAUCUCGAGCUAUACUGAAUUUACCAAAAAUGACUUGUGGCGGCGACACCAGCAAAGCAGAUUCGCAAUCCAAGAACGAAGAUGGUUCUUCGAAUGGUUCCAACAACGAACUGAGCACAUUGCUACCACCUGCGCCUUUGCUUUCUGCGUUUUUAAACUCAAGACCCGCCAACAUGAGUACCUCGAUGGGUUUGGAGAAUAUCCGUUCUAAUUCCAACCGCAUGAGACUGAAAAGGAUUAACAGAAACAACAGGAGGAGAUCUAACCAAGCAGCAAAGAAGGAAAAUAUCCCUGGAUCCAUAGCAGCUGGAUACGGCAGAUACACAGCUAGACAUUAUACUCCAGACACUCCAGAAGGAUGCAAUCAUUGCAAUAUGGACGAAUAUGGAGAUUUUUAUGUGUUAACCUACGACGAUAAAGCAGCUGGGGUAUCCGCUAGUAGUGAAGCCGUAGGUCCUAGUACUUCCCAAGCCGGCCUCACUGUCGAGAAGUCCUCUCUUCACCGACGCCGAAGCGACGCAGCUGGCGUGACAGCUUCGUCCAGCAGGCCGCGUCGUACGGUCAACGACAUCUGGGACAGUAACAGUACCGAAUCGACUUGUAACAGUUCCAUCUCUACCAUUCUGGAUGUCUCCUUGCAGAAGUCUAAUCAACCUCUCAACUCGCCCAUGGCUUCGGAGCCACACAAUCGGCUUAAACAACCGUUUGAACACGAUCGACUGUUAGUAGAGACUGAAUCAAAAUUCAAGUGUAUACAAUCAGACCCCGUAGACAAUAAUUAUAAACGGACAAAGAGUUAUUAUGUGUUCAAAGUGUGGCCAUGGACUUUCGUGAAAAUCAGUAUGGACAGACUGAAGUUGCUAGCGCUCUUAGAUAGAAAUCUAACUCUCCACGAAACGAUCCUUUCUAUCAUCCUCGGCAGUAUGGUGUGCAUCCUGGGUGCCGUUAUGCUCCACAAAGAAUUCUACAGAGAUCUUACCUCGUUCAUUCUCUGUUUUGUCAUCGCCAGCUGCCAGUACUCCUUGAUAAAGAGCGUGCAACCAGACGCUGCCUCGCCGACACACGGCUUCAACAGGGUUAUCGCGUAUUCUAGACCUUUGUAUUUUUGUAUAUUUUCUUCCCUCGUACUUAUCUUCGACUAUCAUAUACUAGCCGAAACGAAGGAGAUCGGGUACAAUCUGAACUCACUUUCCUUAUCCAACCAGCAAUUACUGCUAUUGUCCUGUGAUUUUUUAGUUAAUUUUAUCCUAGUCUUUCCGCUUCUUUUCUCUCUCGGCCUAUUUCCUCAGAUAAAUACGUUUCUGAUGUACAUUCUGGAACAGGUGGACAUGCACGUAUUUGGAGGCAACGCCAUGUCCAGCCUUUCCGCCUCUCUCUACUGCAUCUUCCGAUCAUGCUUGACUGUGAUAAUUUUGGGGGGCGUGGCCUACGGGGGCUUAAGCGAGAGUAAGGGGGCACAGCAUGUUUUGUUCUCGAUGUUUUGCGCUUCGCUGGUAGCCACAUGUUAUCAUCUAAGCAGGAGCACCAGUGAUCCUACGCAUAUCUGGAACAUGGUGAAGAACCAUCUGUGGUUGCCGGACGUGUACAGAGAGCAGCAAGAGAGCGAGAGUAGCAGUACUGAAGAGAAGAAGCCGCGAGAAGAGCCGAAAGAGGCGAAGGUGGAAUCGAAGCUAGAAUCCAAGACUAAAGAGAAGACUGUGAAAUUUCCUAGUAAUAAGGAGCAGUAUAACUUAGAGGAAGACGUCGUAGAUCCACUACCUGCUAAGUUGCAGAAGAUCAACAACGCAAGGUUGAAGCACGACGUCAUAGUGUGCAGUUUAAUAGCGAUAUUAGUGUUUGCCGUUCAUGCUAGCACUGUGUUUACCGUUCUCCAACCGGAACUGAGUCCGGUGCUAUGGUCCAUUGGCGCUACUAUGGGGUUUAUUCUACACUACACGGUUCCGCAGAUGCGCAAACACUUGCCUUGGCUGUGCAUCGCCAGACCGAUAUUUAGAGCCCAAGAACAUGAGCAGUAUCAGAUCAAAGGUCCGGCCAAAGUUAUGUGGUUCGAAAAAGUAUACGUUUACUUCUCUUUCCUGGAACGUAACAUCGUCUAUCCAUUGUUGUUCCUCUCUGUUUUGACUGAAGACUCGCCUCGCAUCGUGACGAAGUACGGAACGGUCCGAGGCUCAUUUAUAGUUGUGAUAUGCGGAAUCAAGUGCCUAAGGAAUAUUUACUCGAAUCAAAGCGCUCAGUACUUGAUCCUGGUGUUUUCGGCGUUGUUCUACAAGUACGACGUGAGGAAGAUUGACGAAACGUUCUUGGUCAUCUACUUUUUUAUGGUCACUGCGUAUAACAAGAUGUACGAGUUUAUGUUGAAGAUCCAGUUCGUAGUGACGUAUAUAGCGCCAUGGCAAAUAACAUGGGGCUCGGCGUUUCACGCAUUUGCACAGCCUUUCUCGGUACCACACUCCGCCAUGUUGUUCCUCCAAGCCUUCAUGUCCUCAUGUCUCUCGAUGCCUCUCAAUCCCUUUCUCGGCAGUGCUAUCUUCAUAAUAUCUUACGUACGACCAGUUAAGUUCUGGGAAAGAGACUACAAUACUAGAAGAGUCGACCACUCCAAUACACCCCUUUCAUCUCAUUUGGAUAGGAACUUGGGAGCUGACGACAACAAUUUGAAUUCCUUGUUCUACGAACAUCUCACACGGUCACUCCAGACAUCUUUAUGUGGCGAUUUGAAGAUGGGAAGGUGGGGAUUGGUGAACCAAGGAGACUGUUUCGUUCUGGCUUCCGAUUACUUGAAUUGUUUGGUGCAUGUGAUAGAGAUGGGGAACGAUGUGAUUACGUUCCAAAUGAGAGGAUUGGAGUUCAGAGGGACCUACUGUCAGCAGAGGGAAGUUGAGGCCAUCACUGAAGGAGUAGAAGAAAAUGAUGGUUGUUGCUGCUGUGACACUGGACAUUUACCAAACAUGCUCAGCAUAAACGCAGCAUUCAAUCAAAGAUGGCUGGCGUGGGAAGUCAUAGCGGCGAAAUAUAUUCUAGAAGGCUACAGCAUUUCUGAUAAUAGUGCUGUUUCCAUGCUACAAGUAUUCGAAUUCAGGAAGGUGUUGGUCUCGUAUUAUGUGAAAAGUAUAAUAUUUUACCUCAUUCGGUCUCCAAAACUUGAAGAAUGGUUGUUUAACCCAACAAUAUCAAAAGCUCUUUCGCCUAUGGAACAUAGAUCUUUCGUGGACCUGGACCCGAUAUUCAAUUACAACAUCGACGAGGACUACGACAUGCAGAACAGCGGCAUCACCAAGAACAGCUUCAUGCAGAUCCAUGGGGAUUGGAUCAAGUUCUGUGUGGAAAGAUCCGGGAAGAAUGUUGAAAGUGGCAUCAGCUCACCGUUGACUCUUCUGUGUUUCGCAUUAAGUUUAUUAGGAAGAAGAACACUGGGUGCUGUCUCCCACAACACAGUCUCGGGGGUAGAGUUUUUUCUCUAUGGUUUGCACGCCCUAUUUAAAGGAGACUUUCGAAUAUCGUGUGCUAGAGAUGAAUGGGUCUUCAGUGAUAUGGAUCUCUUGAAAACAGUCGUAGCUCCCGGCGUCAGAAUGUCCCUCAAGCUCCACCAGGACCACUUCAUGGCAGCCGACGAAUACGAAGAACUGUCUACAUUGUACGAAGCCAUCUGUAAGCAUGAAGAGGAAUUAGUGAUAUCGCACGAGGGGGAUCCUGCGUGGAGGAGAGGGGUAUUAAGUGGGGCACCUAGUCUUUUAGCUUUAAGGCAUGUGUUAGAUGAAGGCAAUGACGAAUAUAAAAUUAUUAUGUUAAACAAGAGGUAUCUCAGCUUCCGGGUCAUUAAAGUGAACAAAGAAUGUGUGAGAGGUCUUUGGGCUGGCCAACAACAGGAGUUAGUGUACUUUAGGAAUCGCAACCCGGAGCGGGGCAGCAUUCAGAACGCCAAGCAGGCGCUCAGAAACAUCAUUAACUCUUCAUGCGAUCAACCCAUUGGAUACCCCAUUUACGUUUCGCCCCUAACUACGAGCUAUGCCGAAACCAACGAACAAUAUGCCAAUCUCGUAGGGGGGUCUGUCAGUUUGAAGAAGAUUAAAAAUUAUUUUUUUAACACAUUCAGAAGGAUAAGGAAACGUUGUGGUGAGGGCUGUUCCAGCGGCUCGGCCAACAGAGAAGAAGCUGGCACAGCCCAUGAAGGAAUGUACGCCAUGACUCCGGUUUCAACUCUAGCCCAUACCGGAAGUCAGUCUACCGAUGGUUCCCAUCUAGGUGGCAGCAUUGGAAGAGGGUCUAGCUUGAGCAGGACAUCUUUAGGUGGCAAUAGGGGUAGUCUAGUAUCUGUCGGGAAACCAACGAGUUCAACUCUAGUCAGUUUGGCGGGUUUGUUCAAGGAGAGAGAUGAAAGAGCUGUUUCUCAAGCUCCGGAUGUUCAGAUCCGCGGAGAGGAUAAGGCCUUAGACACAAAUCCCAUUGCUGAACGGGAAUGUGCCUCUAGAGUAAGGAUUAUAGAACCAGGUGCUGUAUUUGACUCUGUAAACCAAAUAGGCAAAGUAGAUCUCCUAUGGCCGAACGAGUUCUUCAGGAUGAGGGGAGGCCGCACCUACUGGAAAGACUGGAUACCUGAAGAAGGAAUGGAAGGAACGGUGGUACACAAAUGGACACCAAGCCACAAGGAAGCAGCGAAGAGGUCUCACAUCGACAAAACAAUCCUGCUGGUCAAUAUCGACGAUAAGUAUGUACCGAUAGCUAAAAGCGGAGUUCAAGAUCUCGGGGCCGAAGUAUAGCACAUGCUGCUAAGGCAUCUGCUCCUGUAGCAUGUGCUGUUGUGAAGAUGAUGUUCUUCCAUAUUUUAAAGGAAUCCGCGGAGUCAGUUUCUGGAGGAAUCAAACACUGGUUUGCUUUAAAGCGUGUUAACGGUUGGUACAUUAUCCUAAUGUACAUUUUUAGUAUUGGAGUAUUAACUGAAUUUUUAAAUUCUCGAAUUUUAAUGAAAUAUUGAAAGUUUGACCUGUGAAAUAUAUAAAGGUUAUUUUAAAAGAAUUUGUAGGUUAGAAUUAUUUUUAAAAAUCCAUAUAAACAAUGUAAAGAGUGAGACUAUUCAAUGCAGCCUGCUUUUUCUCCAGAAACUGGUUGCCUUGUCCAUUUUUAUGUUUUUUUAUUGUAGUUAUUUUUUAUUUAUUACGAGAGAGACUGUUGAUACUAAUUUUUUAAGAUUUAUUUAUAUAUUAUCAAGAACAAAGACUAUUUGAAUGUUCUAUUAGGUAUCUAACGUUUCUGUUGAUCAAUAAGAAAAAUAGCGAAUGCGAAAGACAUAGGGUAUCAUUUAAACGUCGGAAAUAAGUAAAUAGGUAUUUUUUUUAUAAAUUUCUCUAAAAUGUUCUACUUUGUAUUAAUGCUUUUCGUCACUGCUAAAAUUUUAUUGUAACUCGUGGACAAAAAGUGGCAUGUUGGGUUAAUGACAUGACAAUUCCUGCAUAAACACGGAUAAUAUUCCUAAGAUGACUCAAACUCUACUUCAGUGACUCAAAAAUAAAUAUGCCUAAUUAUUUUAAGCAUAUAUUAAUUCGUGACCAGACAUCUCGUAACGCGACCAUUUGUAACCGGACAAGUGGUAACGGACAAUUCGUAACGUCAAAAUAAAAUUAUUUUGUUUAUUUUUGUUAACGUGGAAACUAACUGUUAUUACAGUUAUAAUUGAAAUUAUGUUUAUCAAUUAAACGAAUCAGUACCGGGAUACACAUGUUUAACACAUUUUAUAAUAUAUCUUGUUUCAGAAUAUAUUAAGUCUUUAAACAAAAAAGAAUGUGUGUACUUUGUACGCACGUAAGAAAUUAUACUUCUAUUAUAUGAUUUCAACGAAAUUAAUAUACUUUAAACAGUUUAUUUAUAUUUUAUUUAAAUAUUAAACUAAUUUUAAUACUUACUACUUUUCAAAAAAUUUUAUUAAAACAGUACCAAAAAUUAAAAAAAUAAAAGAAUAAAACACACACAAACACAGUAAGAAAACAAUACAUUAGGUGAAUAUUGACAGAAAUUUUGAUGGUAAUGAAAUUAUGUAAACCAAAGCAUUACAUACUAUUUUGGUAGGUUCAUUUUAAAUUUACCAAAUAGGUAGGUACCUAUGUAAUUUUUUAUUAGAAUACUGAAACAUUUACAAUUAUUACGUACAUGUCGCUUUUAAAAACUAUUUAAAAAGUCACUACAAUUAUAAACUUGCUUUUUUCUCUGCCAUCACAACAAUAAAAACUAAUAUACACAUCAUUCGUUUAUCCAUAAUCUCCAACAAUUAUUGACAGAUGAUUUUAACACCCAAUAAGAUCCCGUAUAACGUUUGAGCGACUAAUACCAUACUGUCGGAGUGCGCAUGCGCCCAGGAAAAUAAAAAUUCACCCUCGUGCCUAAAGAAGUAUAACUUCAAAAACAAUUAUUUAAAUACAUAAAAACUUUUAACAAUAUUUUUAAAAUUUUAUCCCUCUUAUUGUUCCUUAAAUUUGCAUAUACCUAGACAAAGGAAUAAUGAAGUAAUUCGUGAAAUCUUUAAGCCGACAACCGUCUUUAGGCAUUCCCAACUUUCUAAGUAAACAUUUUGUAAAGGAAAUAUUAUAAUUACCUUAUUAAAUGCCUUAAAAAUGUUUAUCCUGAUACUGAUUCGUUAAAUUGAUAAACAUAAUUUCAUUUAUAACUGUUAUAACAGUUAGUUUCCACGUUAACAAAAAUAAACCGAAUAAUUCAAUUUGGACUUUACCAUUGUCCGUUACGAAUUUGUAUAGUUACGAACUGUCGCCGUUACGAAUUGUCCGUUACCAUUUGUCCGGUUACGAACUGUCGCGUUACGAGAUGUCAUGGAACCAUAUUAAUUAGGGUAAAUAACCAGAUUUACAGUGGAUUAAAAAUGACUAUUCAUUGUUCAGAAAAUUUGUGCUUUUGUCGUUUGUCUUCCGUUUGUUUAUUAAUGUAGUUAUACUAGCUAAAUCAAGGUCUAAAAAGGAGUCAUGUUGGUAACUGGCUUGUUAUUCAACUCUAGCUUGUAGGACCAUCAUGGGAGUAGAAAUCGUUUUCUCCGAAGAUAAAUUUAACAUAUUUUUAAAGAAUAUGUUUUUAUUUUUGUUUCACCUACCUUAUAAUAUGUAUAUCCAAAUUAUUGACUUAAGUCAGACCAUCUGACUGACUCGACAAAUUUAAAUAUGUUUCCAAUGUUCAAUUUAUAUCUUCUAACUUGGUCAGGUUCUGGGUCGUCUUGUUUUCCUGAGGUUUGAUUAUCUAUGGGUGUGUAGUAACUAGUUUAAAAAAAUACACUAAACAAUUUUUUCUACAAGAGAAUUAAGUAAGAUUCAUCGUUCUCGAUAAAUGCGUACAUACUUCACAACAGAUCUGGACAUGUUAGAUAUUAUGUCUUCUGUAAGUCCACUCCAACUACAUGCCAGAUGUAUAAAAGGUCUCCAUUAGCAUAUAAUAGAAAUAUGCUUUAUUAUCAUUGAAGAUUUUACAAUUUUAUGGUCAAAACUUACAAAGAGUCAGAAAAAAAAGCACCUUAAAAGUACCUUAUUGCUCUUUUUUGAAAUUUAAAAUUAACAUCGGAUUGGGCCAUACUAGAACCAUAAAAAGGAAGACCAUAUCGAAGAUGAGAUUCCAACAAAGAAAAAUAUAUAUUUUGGAAGAUGCUAAAUUGAUUACCUUCGAAGCAUAUCUUAUUGCAUAGCAAGCUGAGGCUAGUUUCUCACGUAAAAAAUCGAUAUGAAGGUACCAUUUAAGUUUGUUGUCUCAAAAAAUACCAAGAAAUUUUGCAGAAUCAACGGUACUGAUCUGGCUGUUAUUAAUAAGCAAGGGUUGAAGAGCUAAGGAUAAUGCUACAGUUUUAUAUACGUUAAAAGAGAGUACAUUAGAGUCGGACCAGGUUUUUAUUGUAAGUAGAUCUGAAGUUAUAGUUAUAGCCAUGUCAUUAAUACACAUAAUGAAAAAUAGAGGACCGAAUAAUGAACCUUGUGGUACCCCAGAUACAACGUUUUUGAGACUUGAGUCUAUAUCAUUUGCUCUAGCCAAUUGUUUCCUAUUAUCCAAAUAAGAUUGGAACCAAUUCAAAGAAAUAUCUCCAAUUCCGUAGAAAUGUAGUUUUUUUAUCAAAAUAUCAUGAUUUACACAAUCUAAAGCUUUGGCAUAGUCACAAAAAACAGUGGCAGUUGAAACGAGUAAGGCGAUGGACUACCCCAGCUCAUCGAAAUAAUAUUCGAAAAUAUUACCUCAAUCAUCCAAGAUAGCCAUUGCUACACCCUUAGCUUAGCUCAGUCUCUCAAGGUGUGUGUUCGUCUUGUCGUAAUCUUAGAAAUGAACUAUGAAAAUUUAGAAUGGAAGCAAACAAAACAGUAUUUUUAACUAAUCAUGUUUAUUUGUUCAAAAAAGAUAUAAUAAAAAUGUGACUUAUUAAUUGCAUUAACAAAUAUAUUCAAAUUCUUGCCAAAAACUAACAAUUUGUAGAUUAUACUUAUGGCUUUUGGUAUCUGAUGGUAACUUCUUGAUGUCGAAUGGUACUGCUGUAGAGUUCUUGUAGAUCCGGGCAAAUGUUCGGCCCUGGGCCCCUGCAGCUGAAGAUGCUGGGAGAUGUAGUCUGGAUGUCAUGGUCAAUCGUUGUUAUAUCGCCGUAGUUCCAUCACCGGUGUGGAUGGCUUGAGGCUGACGGCUCACGGAGAGAGAAAGGUUGAUUCUAUUCCCAAAAACUAUAAGAUAAAGACACAUAUCAAUCAUCAAGAAGAAAAACCAAAAACGAGCCUUUGCCAAAUAAUCGUAAAAAGUAGUCAUUGGCAAAGGAACAAAAUAAAAUUAAUAGUGACGGAAUAGUUAAAUAAUUUGAUUACUAAAAGCAUAUCAAUAGAUGAAAUGAAAUAUUCAAAAUUAAGAUACUAAUACACGUGGGAAGUAACUUCGAGGUUAGGUAAAAAAAAUCAUUAUAAAAAAUUAAAAGUAGACUAUAAAAAACUUACAGGGACACAAGAAUACAAAACUCACCCCAAGAGAAUAAGAUGUCUGGAAAUAGAUAGCUAUUAUCAGCUCUGUAAUUGCCUUUUGUAAGAUUACCACCACCAUUUUGAGAAUUGAAAUGACAGCGUGAACUGUAGAAAGGUAGGCAUGUUCCGUAUUAAGACUUCCGGAUAUUUAUAGAGUAAGAAUAUACGGGGUACGUUCAGUAUGUUCAAUUGAUGAUUUAAAUGAAAAGAGAUAGUAAAUAGAAGAUAAUAAAAGAGGAUAAUAAAAGAGGGCGCCAAACAAGUUUUUAACGAAACAGCAAAUUAAAACGAAUAGAAGAUACUUAUUAAUGAAAUAUUAAAGAAAAUGGAAUAAAAUAAUUAUUUAAAAAUAAAAUAUCAAAGAUGUGACGUUUGUAACGUUACACAGUUUAAAUUCAGUGCUUGGUAAAUCUCAUGUAGUACAAAAAACAUGCUCUGUUUAGAGAUAAUAUUUAGAUAUUAUUUACUAAUUUAUUUCAAAUUUAUCUUAUUGUGUUCAUGUUUUAAUGAAAUUAGCGCGAUAAUUUGAUGAAAUAAAAUUAUUUUGACAUAAUAUUUAAAAGUCAGAUCAGUAGACAUUUACAAUAGUUUUGAAUCGUCGUCAUGGAAACCAAUAUCGUCGUAGUGGUAACCCAUUAUAUUGAAAGUUUGUUGUAUGUUUUCUUGUCGCCAUAUUCUUACCUUCUUUUUCUGCUCCAGAACAUUACACUUUCAACUAAUCUCUUUUAUAUAUUUAAACUGCACCUUCUGACACAAGAACUUUAAAAUUUUUUAAUAUUAAUAAAAUAUUUAUUUUUGAGAUUUUUUUAUGUAAACAAACCCACGUGGUAAUUUUAAAUAUUCAUUAGCUAUUACAAAUGAACAGAAAAUUUUACGUGACAGAAAGUAAUGUCAUCUACUGAGAAAACUAGUAGCGGCAUCUUUUGAGAAAAGUGAGAACUAAUCAAUUUACCAUAUAAAAUUUUAAUGGUUUAAAAUUCCAAAUAAAACUCAAUGUAUCCAUGUAAACGCUAAUGAAUAUUGGAUUGACAUCUAGUUCUGAGCUAUUUUGAAAAUUUUAGACCUCUAGCUAGUCGGGAAGUAUGUUUAAAAUCGAUUACAAGAUUUUUCCCGGAGAAAGAGACAGACAAAGAACAGUCGAAGUAUAUAACAACGUGGUAAAUAUUCCUUGUAAUGUUUAUAGGAUUAUUUUUAACCAAUUUUUUUUUCACAAAACCGCGAAUCUCUUUUCGCAUUGGCCGUUUUUCUUAUUUAAUGUACAUAUUAAUAAACAGAAACGCCACAAUUGUUGCAAAUGUGAAAAGGUAUAUAAAACAAGUUGGAUAUUAUGUAAUUUAUCGAUAGAUAAUAAAAAAGUUUGUAAGUUAUGAAAAUUUUACAUGGUUGCCUUAAAACGAUAAUAGACUGAUUUUUUUAGGAGUUACGAGCCAACUUAUUUGUAACCAUGACAGUUUAAAACAUUAGAAGAACGUGAAAAUGACGGAUGUAGACUUAAAACGUUUAUUCUUUUAUCGACGGGGUUUUCCAAUACUCGGCUUGCUAAUUUUUAUGGCAGAUUCUUUACACGUCAUCGAUCAAUUUCAUGCUGGUGUGUUCGUACAGCGUUGCCUAAUCGCCCAGAUAGUAUGGGAUUCUAGGGAAUAUUAAAAGUGACAGAAUUUUAAGGAAAAUGUUGGUAAAUCUAGAUACUUAUCCAAAUGUUGAUUAAAAAUAAGUUAUGCAAUGUUAAUAUUAUCAUGUAUUUAACUUCUAGAAAUAUUGUACUAACGGAUAUUUUUACUGAAUGUCAGAAUUUGUCUGCUUACAAAACUUAUCUAAUGAAAAUUAAUCCUUUUAUUCGCUUUUCAAGAUAAUUGGGAGUUAUCAUCAUCAUCAAUUAGCCUAUAUUGGUCCCUGUUGAACGUAGGCAUCCCGGAAAAUGUUCCACCUAUCUCUAUCUUGAGCUCCUGCAUCCAAUUUGUAAUGAUGCGCUUUAUGUCAUCCGUUCAUCUAGUCGGUGGUUGUCCUCUGCUUUGAUAUGCCUCUUACGUUGGUCGCCAUUCCAGAAUCUUUCUGGUCCAUCUAGCAUCCGUCAAUCUGGCAACAUAUCCUAACCAAGCCCAUUUAUAGUCGAGGAAAUGAAGCUGGAAAAAUGGCAAAACCUCGCAAUUUUUUCGUCCAGCAUCGAUUUGUACAAAAAUUUGGGAUUAGGCUCAUUUCACCCUCUAGUUCAUUUUCUAUAUUGAGUCGUUGUACGCUUUUGGUUUUUUAAGGGUAAAAACCACCCCUAAUUGUAAAAAAUUAUAAAAUAGCAUUUCAAACUUUAAUAUUGUCAAAAUUUGCUUCUUAUUAGUUACAUAAUGAUUGUUUUAUGCUUUAAGAUAUAAUAUCAUAAUAUUUCAACCCUUAAAACCACCCUUGUUGGAGCUAUAUAUAAAAAGUUUACUUAUCCUAAAGAAUAAUUUUGGCUUGUAUCAAUUUACAUAAAAAUUUGGGGUUAGGAUCAUCUUACCCUGUACUUUAUAUUCUAUAUCAUGCUCAAGGGCGUUGAUUAUUUUUAGGGGUGUAAACUACCCCUUAUUUUCAAAAAUUAUAUAAAAGCAAUGUAAUCUUUAAUAUAGGUAAAAUUUGGUUUUGACUGGUUAAAUAAUGAUCGUUUUAUGCUUUGGGAUCUAAUAUAUUAUUUCAACCCUUAAAAACCACCCUUAAUGACAUUGCAAUUUUUAUAAGUACACAAUUUAAUAGAUCUAUACAGAAAAAAAAAGUAGAGUUAAAGAAUUACAAAAACAUUUAUUUACACAAAAAUGCGGAUUUACAAAUAUGUAAAAAUACACAUACAAAUAGUUUUUUAGUCAUUAUUUAGUAUACAAACCGGCUCUGUGGUAUUAUAUACCCUGAAAAUGGCUCUAUAAGGGGACUAUUCGAAUUUUUCGAAAAAAAAAAUUAGUUUUAUAAACAUAGCUCCUUCAAUUUUGGCGAUAACAAGUUUUUUCAGUAAUGGUUUUAUAGGAUUUUUGAAGUGUUAUAAGACUGUGUAAAUUAAAUUCCGUUAGAUCCCUUAAUUUUUAAUUGAGGUGGGUUUAAACUGCUCGAAUAAGGAGAUGUUUGCUUGUAAACAGAUGUUUUAAACAGCUACAUCUCACUAACUGUUUACUGUAAUGAAAAUCUAUGCACAAUAAAAUUUUAGUUUAUGCCAUUUUAUUAUUUUUUUUUUGAAAGAUAUUAUUGUAUGCUUGAAAAAACAUCAUCUAAGUUUCCCUGGAAAAAUGCAAAGUUUUCCCGUUAUUUGGCUUUGAUUAUUUCAAAAUAUGCAUUUGACGAAAAAAGCUAACUUUUAACAUGCCGUAUCUCGGUUUGCAUUGAUCGUAAAAAUAUUAUAGAAAAACAGUUUCGUUUGUGUUACUAAAAGAUACAAUUUUGAUAUCUACAGUUUUUUUGAAUAAAUGCAUAUUUUUCGAGUUAUUCUCAAAAAACCCUCUAAAAAAGUCGAUUUUUCCGUCGAAAAACUGUUACUUUCAACCACGAAUAACUCGAAAAAUAUUAGUUUUAUGAAGAAAAUGUAAAAAACAUUUUUUUCUUAGAAUUACUUUUUACAUCGAUUUACAUGUUUAAAAUGUAAUAAAAAAUUUCCACCCCCGAGAUGGGGUGGCAACUACCCCCAAGGUUUUAGCGUACAGCAGCAUGAUAUAGAAAAUGAUCCUUGGACUAUUCCCUACCUUAUGUAAAAAUUUCAAGUAAAUCCAUGCUGGACGAAAAAAUUGCGAGCCAAAAUGCUUCAUUUCCUCGACUAUUAGCCAUGGCUAUUCUUUUCAAUGAAUCCGUAAAUCCCGUUCUUCUUAUUUGUAUUUUUGGUAAUUUAUCUCUAACAUUGACCUUUCCAUAGCGUGUGUGUUACUCGUAUUUUUAUUUUAUGUAUUGUUCCUUUUGUCAGAGUUCGUAUUUCCGCAUCAUAAGUAAGAACCGGCAAAACACACUGGUCAAAAACCUCCCUUUUCAAACAAACUGGAAUAUUAGACUUGAAAAUGAUGUUUAAUCUGCCAAAGGCGUGAGAUCUAUCCUUUGUAGUUCAGUUGUCUGAUUAUCUCGGCCUAAGCGAAUCUCACGCCCUAGAUAUUUGUAAGCUAUUACUUGGUGGAUGAUAUUUCUUUCAACUUGAAACUUUAUCGCUGACUACAAGGUUGGUCAUAAAUUUUGUCUUUGGGGUGUUAAUGGACUGUGAUAGUCGUGACGUCAAAUCAAUGUUGGUUCCUCUGGAAAAGUUUCCAGACAAAGCAAAAAUUCACACGUGGUGUUUGUUUCGGUUUUUAUAAUUAGAAUAUAUUGCUUGUAAGAUGUUUAAUUUUUACAAAAUGGUAAUGUGUUGGGUACCCGUGAUUGCAAUCAAUGCUCAUAGUAUAUUUUAUAUUUCCCACCAUAUUUCCAUAUAGGAUUGGUUAAGAACCUAAAGAAACGCAGUAAGUACUAUGUAGUGUGUAAAUCCUUGAUUUUGUGUAAGGACAUUUAUAAAAUUAAAAGUAAUAUGAUUGAUAUGACUAACAAGGAUUGUGUCUUUAGAAAAAAAUGUGCAGAUGAUUGUUAAAACAAAAUAAAAUUAAAAAUUAUUACACAAAUCACGUGUAUAAAAAAAUUCACAGACGUCAAACUUUUGCUUUGUUUGGAAACCUUUUUGACGUUUUGACGUCACACUAUCACGGUCCAUUUUAAGACCGACUGUUUUUGACGCUUCAUGUAGCGUUUCCAUCAUUUUUGCAGCUUUAUCAACUCUAUCAGAUAGUAACACUUUCAGCCCGGGCCAAUAUCAGAUAUUUGUCUCAUGUGCCCCCUUUAUACAGUCAUUGGAAACUUGUUGACAUGUAAAUAGUUUCGAAGAAAUAGUAUCACCCUGUCUAAUUCCACAUUCUAUUCAACUUUUGGUAUCUUUAUGAAGUCGGACACAACUGUAGUAGUUCCGUAGAUACUCUUUAAGUUCAGAUCAAGGCGGUAUAUACAGUGAUGAGCGCGCUAAUAACCGGCAAAAUAGCGCAAAAAGAGAUGAAACUAGUGGAGGUGGAAAUCAUCGUUAUAAACGUAUUAAAUUAACAUUACAUUACAUAGUUUCCCACCUUUAGAUGUAUCAGAGGAGUAUGACAACUGUCACUGUGACAGUAGAAUUUUAUAAAAUACUCCUGUCACAGACGUCUAAAGGUGGGGAACUAUGUAAUGUAAUAUUAAUUUAUACGUUUAUAACGAUCAUUUCCAUCUCCACUAGUUUCAUAUCUCUUUGUUUCGCAAUGUAUUAUGUUUUCCAUCUUUUGCGCUAUUUUGCCGGUUAUUAGCGUGCUCAUCACUGUAUAUCGGUAGUCAAUGCAGCAGUCAGCCAAUGCUCAAAGCAUUCUGAGUAUCUACAGUAUCAAACGCAUUUUCAAAGUCAUUAAUUUUUCAAUUAGGCAUAGAGUAUUAUACCUAAGUGAAAAUUUGGCAACAUUGACGAGAGUGAGCUAGAUCUGACUGCAAAAGAGAAAAUCAGUAUUGACUGAAUAUAUUAAACUAAUUAGGAAAAACUUGUUGGAACUAUAACAAAUAACAAUUUGAUUAGGAGUCUAAUGAAAUAUGACUAUAACAUAUGUGUUUCUAACUGUUUUCUGUGACACAAUGCUCCGACCAAUGUUUUUAGCAUUUUGCUUAACGGCUCACGCCAAACACACAUAGUUUUCAUAAAAUACCAUUGAGGUGUGGAGACAGAGGAAUUAAAAUUUCACUUUGUUUGUCAUAGUUCGGUAUUCCUGCUUAAGGAAUUUUUGUCAACAGGCGAUCAGGAACCAGUUCUUCCGGCAUCUUUUCACAGCCCUGCAUAUCUAAUCUAAUACGGGAUGCGUAUAUUGAUAUCUUUAGUCUUUUUCCUUCUUACGAUAAAAAACAGAGUUUUGGAACACCCUGUAUCCAAUAUAAUACCAAUUGUAGUCCUAUUUUCGUUGAAAAUUUUAUGUAAUUUUGGAAUUAAACUGCAGAUAUCCAUCUUUACCGUUUAGAGUACCAUUCGAUUGGAUAUAAUAGAAGAUAUGAUGAUUAAUAAGCUCUUGCUAGUAAAAUAGCCUUUUGCAGGUUGUCAAAAUUGAAGUUUGAGUAUAGAAAGCUAUGCUAAUGCUAGUACAGGUUCUACAGUAAUAAAUUGGACCACAUAUCAUUACCUACAUGGUAAAAAAUUACCAGGUUGUCAUUACAAAUGACGUUAUUCCCGAAAUAACAAUGUAGAUUAAAAAAAUUUGCACUAACUGUAGCUUAAUUUCGAAAUUACACAAAAUACUAAGUGUAAUUCUCAUAAUCUGAAUAAUUUCGUACUUAACUUUUACUUGUAGGACCACAAUCAGGAACUGAGCCAUAGUUUUGUUAUAGAUUUACUAAGACAUUAUAGAGGAAUCGUUUCGUUUAUAUUUCUUGUAUAGUCUAUGUAUAUUACAAUGUAUUUUUAUUUUACUCAUUCACGAAAUACAAAGAUAUCUACUGCAUAUUUUGAACCAAACCUUGAGGAUCUAAAAGCCAUAAAAACAAAAAUCCCAUGUGGUAUCUUAACCAUAUUAUCAGUCUAUAUUGGUCUACAAAAAUGAUCCAGACAUAAGUACAUUGGAAUUACGCUAUUAACGCACCACCUUAAACAUUGCUUAUUUUUAAUGUCUCGAAUUUCCUAAACUUGUUGUCCGAUUUAAGUGAUUUUUUUAACGUGUUAUAGCCCGAUUCUUUAACAAUAUCGCUGUAAUAAUAUUGUUGCUUGACAGGUAAGUUGUAAUUGUGUACGGGGUGUACCAAUCAAACUGUGAUUUUUUCUCAAAGUUUGCGUCACCCUGGGGAAUAUUCUAUCAUUUAUAAAAUACUGAAAUUAAAACCUAACUAUGGUCUCAUGUUUUCUUAACAUUCUAAAACAAAGUUAAGUACUUUAACAACUAGCCAUGUUUUUCAAUACAGGGUGUUUUUAAAUAAGUAUGACAAACUUUAAGGGGUAAUUCUGUAUGAAAAAAUAAUGACAGUUUGCUAUAUAAACGUAUGUCCACAAAUGUUUCUGAGAUAGGGAGUGUUGAAAUUUUUGUUACGAACUAACGAUUUAUUUAUUGCUCUAAAAUCGGUUGAGAUGUGCAAAUGAAAUUUGGUGGGUUUUAAGAGGUAGGUAUUAUGCAUUUUUGACAUCCAAUUAAGAAUUUUUUUCGCCAUUGGCGCACAUAAGGGUCAUAUUACCCGUAUGCGCGCCAAUAGUGAAUAUUAAAUUAUUCCUAAUUGUAUAUCAAAAAAUGAGCAAUAAAUAUGUCUUAAAACCCACUAAAUUUCAUUUGCAUAUCUUAACCGGUUUUAUAGCAAUAAAUAAAUCGACAAUUUGUAAGAAAAAAUUAUAACACCCCCUAUCUCAGAAACGAAGCAUUUGCACAUACGUUUAUAUAGCAAACUGUCAUUAUUUUUUCAUGUAGAAUUACCCCUUAAAGUUUGCCAUACUUUUUUAAAAACACUCUGUAUUGACGAAAAACAAGGCUAGUUGUUAAAGUACCUAACUUUUUUAUUAUCCAACAUAAGCGAACGAAUCAAAAAAACAUACUGUUAAGGAAACAUUGUUGAGUUGGGUUUUAAUUUCAGUAUCUUAUAAAAUCUAGAAUAUUCCACAGGGCCACGUGAACUUUGAGAAAAAAUCACAUUUUGAUUGGUACGUCCGGUAUACAAUGACAGUUUACCUGUCUAGCAACAAUAUUAUUUCAGCAAUAUUGUUAAAGAAUAAGACAUGUUAAAAAAAUCACUUAAAUCUGACGAUAGAUUUAGGAAAUUCGAGACAUCAAAAAUGACUCAUUUUUAAGGUGGUGCGUUAAUUUCUUGGAGAAGUGUAUAAAAUAGUCUAAUAUAUUAUACAGGGUGAGUGGGGAGGAAUGUGCCAAACUUUAAGACUGUAUAAUAUACCUAAGAAUAAUCAAAAAUAACUCAUAUGUUGUUAUUCGAUUUUCAUUUGUUUCCGAAAUAUGUACCUACGGGAUGUUAAAAUUUUUCUUAAAAACUGACGAUUUAUUUAUUGCUCUAAAACCGUUUGAGGUUUGCAAAUUAAAUUUGGUGGGUUUUAAGACAUGGUUAUUGCGCAUGUUUUGACACACAAUUAAGAAUUUUAUAUUCACCAUUGGCGCGCGUACGGGUAAGGGUCUGAAAUUAAAAAAAAAUAAAAAUAGUACGCCAAUGAAAUAUUUCAAAUUAAAAAUAAUUUUUGAAUUCCCUGUUCAAUUUGUGAUAAAAAAUCUAUCUUCCCAUUUUUUCAUACGACGCUUCGUUUUCAUGCAAAAAAAUAAAAUAUCUUAACGCUUCCAAAGUAUUCAAAAUAAGUUUCUACACAUUCAUAUAGAAACUUCGUCGAAAACUUUGUAAGCGUUAAGAUGUUUUAUUUUUUGCAUGAAAACCAAGGAAUUUUUAUCACAAAUUAAACGAGGAAUUCAAUGAAUAUUUUUAAUUUGAAAUAUUUAAGGGGCGUACCAUUUUUAUCUUUAAAAAAUUUCAGACUUACCCGUACGCACGCCAAUGGUGAAUAUAAAAUUCUUAAUUGUGUGUCAAAACAUGCGCAAUAACUAUGUCUUAAAUCUCACCAAAUUGCAUUUGCACACCUCAACUGGUUUUAGAGCAAUAAAUAAAUCGUCAGUUUGUAAGAAAAAUUUUAACAUCCCGUAUCUCGGAAACAAAUGAAAAUCGUAUAGCAACAUAUGAGUUAUUUUUACGUAUAUUAUCCAGUCUUAAAGUUUGGCACAUUCCUCACCACUCACCCUGUAUAUGCCGUUUCUUUUUUCCUCGGUUUUGAUCCGUGAUAUGCAGCAUCUACUAACUUGCCAGCAUCUAGCACCAAUUAAUUAUUGUUUAACUUAAGAUGAAAUCCUGCAUGAAUUAUCAAGGCGCCAUUUGAUCCAGGCAGAGUUGUAGCAGAGCCAUGUUGGAACAUUGUCGCGUUUAUGAAUGUAAAAAUAUCAAAUUUAAGAAACAAAUUGACUUUUGACAUGGAACUGUUAUAAUUCUGUUGGCGGUGUUUGAAAACUGUUGAUCCAUUUGUAUUAGCAUGCUUUUUUGUUUAAAAUUUGUUUUGACCAGUUAAAGGGGUACUACAUAAUUUUUUAAUAAAUUAUUGCACAUUAAUAUGAAGUUACCUCCAAAUUCUCCAGAUCUAAGUAUAUUCGACUUUGUAGUACAAACUAAAAACAUUAGAAAAAUUAGUUUCGGCGUGGAAUCUAUUGUAAUUCUGUAAUUGGUUGAAAACUCUUCAUAUACUUGUUUGUUUAUCAUUUAUAUCAGAUAUAGAGAUCUUAAAAACUCUGAUGUAGUUAUAUGACGAAGAUAAUGAAUUUUUCCAAUUGUUGGAUUAUGUUGUUCCAUAUUUGUGUUUCUCUUGCUUGCAGUGGUUAUUAUAGUGUUCUCUAAAAGGUUCUCAUGGAAGUGCAGCUGUCGAAGUUAAAAACUGUGUAGAGUUUUGCCUACUUUUCAACAAUUUGCCUGCUGGAUAGACUUUUAGUUCUACUUCCGGUCACUUUGGUUGAAAACCUUGGACUUAAAAAGUCCAAUUAUUGCUUGUUUUAUAAGAAAGAAACUGUCGGUCUAUGAUAAUAACAAUAAAUAAAAUUAUCAACUCAGUUUAAAAGAAAUAACAAAAUAAAAAAUUAAAUUAAAAUUUGUAUGUACUUUCUUCUUCCUCUUGUAGUGCCUAUCCGUUUCGGAUGUUGGCGGCCAUCAUGGCAAUCUGUACUUUGCACACUGCUGCUCUAAAAAUAUUUGUGGUUGUUGUGUUGAACCACGUACGUAGAUUUUUCAGCCAGGAAAUCUUUCAGCAACAUAGUUUUAGCAGUCCUGAUUAGUAACGUGAUCGGUAUAAGUAGGUACUUUAGUUUAUAAAAUUAUUAGCUCUCAAAGGUUUUAAAUUUGAAUUAAACUAAAAAGAAAAAUACAUUUUUUGUAAACAAUUACAUCUUAAGGUACGUAUCCAUACAAGGGUGAUCCGCGCUCGGUGUAGCUGCUCAAAUGCGUACGUCAUGCGCUCCCCUACAUAUAAACUGCAAGCCGGUUGAAUCGAAGAGGGUGAGCGCCGAGCGGCGAUCACCAACGUAUCCAAUAUGUGGAGCUGCUACACCGAGCGCGGAUCAUCCCUGUAUGGAUGCGUAAAGUUUGUUUAGCAGUAAAUGGUUGACUUCAAUGGUCAAUACUUGUACUGGUACUUCAAUAGUAUAAAAGGCCCGGUUUCAGGUAAAAUUUAAAUAUGUUUGAAUGUUUGUUUUUCUAUAAUCUUAGCAAUUAAAAUAGAUUUAAUUUAUUUUAAAACUCAUUUGAAAACAUUAAUUUCAGGUAUAUAAGGCAAAGCAAUAUAUUUUACAUCCGUUUUUUUGUUUUUGUCGUCGUAAUUAUUGUAAAUUUUGUGGAUCCUUUGCUUUAUUAUAGGAGCACUGUCUAGUCAGUGUUAAUUAUUGUCAAAAGACCAACUCUGUCUACCUCGUCUGCUUAUCGCUCCGAACCGGUCUUAACAAUGGGCCAAGUCAGAUAAAUUUAAUAAUAUUUACGACCGCACUAAUUGAAGUCAACCAUUUACUGCUAAACAAACCUUAGCUUUACAGCUAAACGGUUGUCAAACUCUGUUGGAUGAUACUGCGCACUGGUGUUACACUUUUUUGCUACACUUUUUAAUGGAACAGAGUGGUGGACCACUACACCUUGCAAAGGAACGACUUAGUGUAGAAUUUCUACACUAUUUUAGAACUAGUUCUACACCAUGACACCAGAAAACAAAAGAACAGACCUAUUUUUAGAAUAUGUUCGUACCUCUUUAACUGGUUAAUGAAUAUCGCGCGUUGUGACGUCACGCCAUUAUAUUUUGAGGUUAUGUUGAUGCUAAACCAACCGAAUUUUACAGUGAUCAUUUUAAACACUUCAGAAACAUCUCAGAUUAUUCCAUUUUCAAGAUCUAUGGCUAAUAAGGUAAAAUCUUGAAUUCGGUGAUACAUUUAGGAUCAAGACUACAGUAAAACAUGACGGCCUGACGUUAUUGUUAUAUUUUCAACUGACUUAUCUUUAUUUGUUCCCGAACAAUAUGGAUCUUUCUAAAAAUUUGUGAACAUAGAUAGGUAAUUUAUGAUGUAUAUAUGUAUAUAGGAAAAUAUUUUAUUAAAACUAUCACUACUAUUACUAUUAGUACUGAAAACUAAUCAAAGAUGCAGAGUGAAAAAAUAGACGUUUGUAUACAGGGUUUUUAAUUAAAAUACCAAUGCUGACUGUUCACAACGUCACAAUCAUACUUAGUUUUGUUUUAUAUGUUGAUAUAGACGUUUGAUAUUGCGUUGUGUUUUUGCCCUGUUAAUGUCCUAGAUAUCCAGAAUUUCUCCGUCCAUUUCAAUUCUUCUCUUUUAACAGUUUGAAUGCAUUCAUAUAUAUUAUAAUUCUGUUUGGUAAACGUGAGAUUUAGUGACUUUUCCAUCAUCAUCACAGUAUCAGCUAUAUAUAGAAAUUAGCUCACUUGUUUAAAGUACGUUAUUUUUAUUACCUACCAUACAGUCGGAAUACCUAUGAAAGAAUACCCAUGAACGAACAUAUAAAACACGCUGUAUUUUCCUGUCACCGUGUCACAAAGAAAAUUGCCCAGCGCAAGUACAUGUAACAAUAAUUAUUACAUGUACUUGCGCUGGCCAAUUUUUUGUGUGACACGGUGACAGGAAAAUACAACGUGUUUUAUUUGUUCGUUCAUGGGUAUUCUUUCAUUUUUCCUACUGUACUUUCUGUUAACUAACUAAAUUUUAAGAACUUCAGUAGUGAGUAUUCCCUCCUCUGGCAGUGAUAACAGAUUUUGGAUCACAUUCUGCGGAAGACUGUUUCGUUCCUGCACCAGUAUGUCGCGAAGCCCUCUUGAAUUUUUGGGGGCCGCACAUAUGACUCCGUAAACGUCUCUUGAUGAUCCCAUCUCAGAUAUGUCCUAUGGGAUUUAUAUCUGGACUGCGAGGAGGCCGUGAAGAUACUCAGUAGCUAUCCGGGCAGUUUGGAGCCGUGCAUAAAUACGGCGUCUCCAAGAAUAACCAUAAACGGUAAAAUAUGGUCGGGUAGAACCUGUGUCAGAUACCUUCUUCUUCUUCAACCUAUGUUCGUCCACUGCUGUACAUAGUCCUCUUCCAUUUGCUUUCAUCGAUUUCUACUCUUGCCAAUUCUCAUCUACUGCUUGCCCGCGACUUGUUUGAUAUCAUCUGUCCACCUCUUCUGCGGUCUGCCUACUCCUCGCCUGUUCUGUUUUGGUUUCCAGUUUGUUACACUGAAAGUACACUGUAGACAACACUACACAAACAAUUUAAAAUUGACGUUAAAACUACAUAAACAAAAACUAUGCUGAUAAUUGUUUUUAGAAAUUAGGGUAAGGGACUCUUUUCAUCUCAAAAACUUAUCGAAACAGAAAUAACAUUUAAAGUAAGUGAGAUGAAAAUCUCACUAGAAUUGAGGUUAUCAGUCACAAAUAAUUUAGGAUAUCAGUGACUGUAACCUCAAUUCCAAUAGAUUUUCAUCUCACUUAGUUUGUAUAUUUACCCUACCCUGUAGAUAUAUCUUGAACCCUUAAAUAUUCAUUUUAGUGCUCAAACGUAUAUUUCUUCGCUCCGUAUCCAAAACUUGUUUCUUGUUACAGUCCAGUACCCUGAGUUUAUAGUAACUGUUGAUUUCUACUAUCCACGUGCAAUAUUUGUAAUUUAGGACAGCUAUUUAUAUUUCUUUUCAUCUCUGUAUAAAAAAUCUGGUUUUUCGACGUGUGUAAGUUUUUGAGCAGUUUUGAAAUAAAUUUAGCUGUACAAUUACAUUUCGGUUAAAUAUGAUUUAUAAAAAUCUUUAUUGAUUUGUUUCCACACAUUUUUGAAUAAAGAUUAGUGAAUUAUU